Lethenteron reissneri (Far Eastern brook lamprey) is the source of this 2356-nucleotide messenger RNA. Its product is annotated as thread biopolymer filament subunit gamma-like. Gene Ontology annotation, molecular function: structural molecule activity. Lineage: Eukaryota; Metazoa; Chordata; Hyperoartia; Petromyzontiformes; Petromyzontidae. Gene Ontology annotation, cellular component: cytoskeleton. The record is from RefSeq and is a predicted model, not a curated record.
GGUAGCGGCAGAAUAAUCAUCUCUCUCUCACCUGCUGCGGCCGUUGGCGAGGUCCCUCUUGCAUUUCGUUCCACCGCAGCUAAGUUUCCCCAGCCGCAAUCCAUCCUGUCAGCCACAAUGUCUGCGUCUGCAGUGAGUGCAACGGCCGCGAGCUCCAGCUCGUACAGCCAAAUGAAGAGCAGCAGCAGCAGCUCCUACAAGGGAGUUAGCGCCGGCCUCGGGUACGCGUCAGGCGGAGGAGCAGCUCUGGGCUACGGUGGAGGGUUAGGUCUGGGCUACGGUGGAGGGGCAGCUCUGGGCUACGGUGGAGGGGCAGCCUUGGGCUAUGGUGGAGGGGCAGGUCUGGGCUAUGGUGGAGGGGCAGCUCUGGGCUACGGCGGAGGAGCAGGUCUGGGCUACGGUGGAGGGGCAGCCUUGGGCUACGGUGGAGGGCUUGGUCUGGGCUAUGGAGGAGGAGUAGGAGGAGUUGGUCUGGGCUAUGGGGCAGUGGGUCUUGGAGGUGGUGGCUACGUGCUCCCGGGAGGAGGCGCGGCGGGCCUGAUCGGCGGUGGGUUCGGCAUCGGGCCCGGCGGCGGGGUCGGCCCCUACGGGAGCCCCGCAUUCGCCGCGGGCAAAAUGCUGACGGCCGGGGGUCUGUCCGGCACCCUCGUGGGUGUGGGUUCCAUCCCGCCCAUGGCGUCGCGAGAGGCGGAGAAGAGCACCCUGCAGUUCCUGAACGACCGCUUCGGGGGCUACGUGGAGAAGGUUCGACUCCUGCAGCGGGAGAACGCGGCGCUCGAGGCGCAGCUCGCCUCCAUCACGGGCGGCGCGCCGCUCUCGCCCGACGGGGGACUCACGGUCAACUACGAGGUCCAGAUCACCGAGCUGCGCACCACCAUCGAGACGCUCAUCCUCGACAAGGUGAACAUGGAGAUCGAGCUGGACAACAUCAGAGCCACGGCCGAGGAGCUCAAAGCCAAGUUUGAGUUCGAGGCCGGAGUGCGUUACCAGCUGGAGUCUGACAUCAGCCUGAUGAAGAAGGAUAUCGAGUUCGCGACCGACACGCGCGUGAACCUGACCACGCGCUACACGGCCCUGACGGACGAGCUGACCUUCCUCAAGAAGACCUAUGAAGAGGAAUUCGCCACCUUCCAGACUCGCCUGGGCACCACGGAGGUCUCCAGCGGCUCCAUCAUCGAGGUCGACACCAUCAAGUCGUUCGACCUCAUGUCCACCCUUAGCCAAAUCCGCUCCGAGUACGAGGUGGUGGCCACCAGAAACCGCGCAGAAGCAGAGGCCUACUACCAUAGCAGGAUAGAAGAGAUCCAGGCCGUGACCUCGAAGACCACGGAGGCCAUCAACUUCGCCAAGACGGAGAUUGUGUCGGUGACCAAGGAUAUCCAGAUGCACUACUCGGAGCUACAGACACUCCUGUCCCAGAGCUACUCCAUGGAGCAGGCCGUGGCUACCUACGAGGCACGGGCCAGCUCCGAGGUGGCCAGCUACCAGUCCUCUGUGGCCAGCAUGGAGGUGGCCAUCGAGACCGCUCGAAUGGACCUGCAGAGGCAGCUGAUUGCUUAUCAGAGCCUGCUGGACGUCAAGCUUCAACUGGACGCUGAGAUCUCCACCUACAGGAAUCUGCUGGAGGGCGAGGCGGCCAGCCUGUCCGGCCUGAAGCUGAGCUCUCUGUCGCUGGGCGGCGGCGGGGUGCACGUGGUGUCGGCAGGGAGCAGCAGCUCGCGCUCUGUCUCCUCCACCCACAUGUCCAUGUCAGCGAGUAGCAAGUCAGCCAGCUUCGCGGCCAGCAGCGCUACCGACAUCAAAAUCUAAGAGCUCAAGGGGCCUUGAAAACAGGAAAGUGACGCCCAAGAGAAAAGGAUGAAACAUAGAAUGUGACACCAUCUCGAUUCGUCACCUCCAGCCCAGGGUUUCUCAAGCUCCGGUCCUGCGCACGCGACCUGGGAAGGGUCAUCGACGUUCACGACGAGUUCUUCACAUGCUGCCACGUGCCUCGUGAUUUAUAAUCAUGUCCCACGCGAUGGAGAGAGCUCCGAUUAAAAUGGAGACGGAGAUCGUGGUGCACAGUAAUGCAGCGCUCUCUACGUCGCGGGGGACGCGUUUAACAACUAUCAGGCGCGUGCAGCGCACGAUAAUUUGUGUUUCAGCGGAGAGGAAAAGUUAACAUGCAACGGCUCGUGGUUUUGUAACUUACGUUUGAGGAACUUUGUUUGAGGAACUUUGGCCUGGCUAUCGUGACAAGUUCUCUGUCUGCUCUCUCUCUCUCUACCCGCAUAGGUUUGGCUGCAAAUGUCAUUGGUUGCUUCAAGUUAAUACCCCCCCCCUCCUUCUCUCCCCCCCCCGGGCAAUGCUUACGUGA